UUGCCGCAAAUCGUACUCAACACACACUGUACUCGAUAUUCCCGUGUAGCUGCCACAUGUUUAUCACUGGAAAUUAGAGCUCAAACUAUUUUAAAAGGAAAGAAUCGAAGAAAUAAUUCAUUUUUUUGUGUGUGAAAGGAAAUUGGUGUAUACAAAAUGGUUGUACUGAGUUGUAGAUUUUACAAAGAAAAAUACCCUGAGGUUGACGAUGUUGUCAUGGUCAAUGUCCGUGCAAUCGCCGAAAUGGGCGCAUACGUUUACCUUUUGGAAUAUAAUAAUAUCGAAGGUAUGAUUUUGUUGUCGGAAUUGUCACGACGGCGUAUUCGUUCGAUAAACAAAUUAAUUCGUGUGGGCAAAACCGAACCGGUAGUCGUUAUUCGUGUUGACAAGGAAAAAGGCUAUAUUGAUCUGUCAAAACGUCGUGUAUCACCUGAAGAUGUAGACAAGUGUACAGAACGUUUUGCCAAGGCGAAAGCGGUCAAUUCAAUAUUACGUCAUGUGGCCGAUAUUUUAAAAUUCGAAACAGACGAACAACUGGAAGAAUUGUAUCAAAAAACGGCCUGGCACUUUGAAGAAAAAUAUAAAAAUAAAGCGGCCGCAUACGACGUAUUCAAGCAAGCGGUGGUUGAUCCAUCAAUUUUGGACGAAUGCGGUUUGGAAGAUAAAACCAGAGAGGUGCUAUUGAAUAAUAUUCGACGAAAAUUGACGUCGCAGGCAGUUAAAAUUCGUGCUGACAUCGAAUGUGCCUGCUAUGAAUAUGAAGGAAUUGAUGCGGUCAAAGAAGCAUUACGCGCUGGAUUAGAAACAUCCACCGAAGAGCUACCAAUUAAAAUCAAUCUCAUUGCUCCUCCAUUAUAUGUAAUGACAACGUCAACGCCCGAAAAAGCCGAUGGAUUAAAAGCGCUGGAAAAUGCCAUUGAACGAAUUCGAGAAACAAUUACGAAACUUGGUGGUGUAUUUACGGUGAACAUGGCGCCGAAAGUUGUAACCGCAACGGAUGAAGCUGAUUUGGCACGCCGAAUGGAACGUGCUGAAGCCGAAAAUGCAUUAGUUGACGGCGAUGAAGAUGAAGAAAAUGAAGAGGGUAUAUCAUACAACGAUGGUGAAAAUGGUGACGAAAAAGACGAUGAAGAUGGUGGCAGCAGUGAGGACGAUGUGAAAAAUUAAAUUGAACAAAACGGCAACGAUUUCUUCUUCUGAUUGUUAAAGAUAUAUCCGAAACAAACAAACAACACAUUCAAAGAAAAAAUCUUCCAAAUUUAUAUAGGUAAAUUCGAGUCGCGUUUUCACAUUGCAGCCAGGUUCAAUGUGUCAAAGAGAAAAAAAUAAUCGAAAAAUCACACAAAAAGUCACACAAACUCAACGUAUUCAAACUGUACACAUACACAGAGAAACAACAAACAAAUUAAGAGAAUAAUGAAAUCCUUCUUUCCAAUAUUUGUAAUCGAAUAAAUAAAAUAAAACAAAUCAAAUUGCAGCAUUAUA
Contarinia nasturtii (swede midge) is the source of this 1485-nucleotide messenger RNA. It is a transcript of the gene eIF2alpha, whose product is annotated as eukaryotic translation initiation factor 2 subunit 1. NCBI's taxonomy places the organism in Eukaryota, Metazoa, Arthropoda, Insecta, Diptera, Cecidomyiidae. The transcript is spliced from 6 exons. Gene Ontology annotation, molecular function: ribosome binding; translation initiation factor activity; RNA binding. The record is from RefSeq and is a predicted model, not a curated record. Bases 157 to 1167 code for a protein of 336 amino acids. Gene Ontology annotation, cellular component: multi-eIF complex; eukaryotic translation initiation factor 2 complex; eukaryotic translation initiation factor 2B complex.